GGCACUUGUGUCCAAUAAAAUACCUUUGAAGCCAGUGUUUUCGCAGCCAAACUAUGAUGUUUGCAAUGAUCUUGAAAAGACAAAUCAUUUGGAAUACUCUAUUGCAUUGGCAAUGAUGAGUGAUCACCCUGAUAUCCUUCAAUAUGCACUUAAAUACUUUGAAAUCAAUCCCAUACCACCAUUUGAAGUAUUUAUUCACCACGAAGAUUCUUACAAUGUGGCGCCAAAGAAACGCCGUCUUCAAGAAAGCAGACAGAAAAUAUCACACCAUGACAUGGUGCGAUGCUGUUAUUAUCUUCUUAGGAGGUUGCCAAACGAGCUGUCUUCUAAAUGGGAUUGGACAAAAUUUGUGAUCAACUUCAGUGACAAUGAAAAUGUGGAAAUUCGAUGGAUGGUAAAAGAAUGCAUAGCCAUAAUCACAAAUAUGACUGAUGCUCAAUCAGAAGUGUUGGCCGAAAACUUAAAUCUUUCCAAAGUAGACUGCAUGAACAGUAAAUUACGACAUAUUGAAGAACCACCACACUACUUAAAUACAGGGCAAGCUAUUGCCUUAAGUGAUUUUAAAGCUGCCAAUGUUGUGAACAUUGAUGGAAUAAUGCUCCCUAUUUAUGAUAAGACAAAUGUUCAAAAUGGAAAUUUAGUUCCUGUAAAAUCUACUGUUGAUAAUUUGAGAAGUUUAGCUCUCGCUAUUGCAUCAGGCAAAGCCCUCUGCCUUCUGGGUCCAGUAGGAUCUGGCAAAACAUCCCUAGUGGAACAUUUAGCAGCGAUUACUGGCCGCAAAGGAAUUGCUUUCAAGAAAAUACAGUUGGGGGAUCAGACAGAUUCACGAAUGUUGUUAGGCUCCCAUCAGUGUACAGAUAUGCCUGGAGAAUUUGUGUGGAGACCUGGUGUUUUGACUGAGGCCGUACAAAGUGGUCAUUGGCUACUCUUAGAAGACAUUGAUUGUGCUGCAUUAGACGUAGCAUCGACACUUAGUUCUCUGCUUGAACGAAACACACUCUGUGUGCCAGGAUACAGAGAUUCCUUACCUGUCACUCCUGGCUUCCAACUAUUUGUAACACAAAGAACUCUUGUCACUAAUUAUGGAUUCCAAAAGAAAAUGUCGAACUCCAGCACUUUACUGCAGAAGCACCUAGCCCAAAUAAACGUUGAACCCCUCUCAAGAUCUGAACUUGGAGAGAUCAUUCAAACUGUUUAUCCAAGUCUUUCGACCAUUUGCUCAAGAAUGAUUGAAGUUUUCAUGAUGUUCUCAGUUGGCAGCCAUGAUACGUCGUUGCAAAGUACUGAAAUAUUUUCAGACAGCAAUGUAGUUGUUAUGAGAGGAUCCAGACUGAUCUCUACCAGGGAUCUAUUAAAGUGGUGUUCCAGGGCAGUUGUAGGCUUCAAUGUGUCAAGUCAAGAAUCUGCUUUGAAAGUACUACAAGAUGCAUUGGACAUAUUCACUUGCUCAGUUUCAUCGCCGGUACACAGACUUGAGCUAGCCAAAAAAGUAGGAACUUAUUUAGGCAUUGUUGAAACCAAAUCAGAGUUUUAUUGCAAACACUACAAACCAAAUGUGUCAUUAAACCCGACAGCUAUAGAAGUAGGCAGAGCGAAAGUAUUCCGAAAAGAAAAGGGUCCUGAAACAGUGGAUUUUGAUAACAAACAAGUAGUAUUCUCUUUUACUCGACAAUCUGCUUGUUUACUCGAACGAAUUGCUUGUUGUGUCGCGUCUAACGAACCUGUAUUGCUUGUUGGAGAAACAGGAACUGGAAAAACUUCGUCUGUUCAAUAUUUAGCUACACAAACAGGACGCAAACUAACGGUCAUAAAUAUGAAUCAACAAUCUGACUCUGCUGAUUUACUAGGUGGGUAUAAACCUGUGGAUCUGAAAUACGUCAUUCGACCAAUCAGAACUGAAUUUGAGGAUCUCUUCCGCAGUUUUUACAAUGUUGAGAAGAACAAAAAGUUUCUUAGUCACAUUGAAACAUGCUAUGAGACAGAAAAUUGGACUGCACUUGUGACUUUAAUGAAACAGAGCUACAAGUCUGCAGUCAGCCGACUGAGCAGCGAAACAAAAGAGAAAAAUCUUGCAAAAUGGUUGUCUUUCGGACAUAAACUUGUGAAGUUAGAGCAGCAAGUAAAAGCAGCAUCCAAAUUAUCCUUUGCAUUUAUCGAAGGUUCUCUUGUCAAAGCAAUGCAGAAAGGUCAUUGGGUAUUACUUGAUGAAAUCAAUUUGGCGUCUGCUGAAAUACUGGAAUGUCUCGCUGGUUUAUUAGAGGAUAAAAACGAAACUAUACAUCUAAUUGAAAAAGGAGAUAAAGUUCCUAUAAAACGUCAUCCAGACUUUACUUUAUUCGCAUGCAUGAACCCAGCAACCGAUGUCGGAAAGAAAGAUCUUCCAGUUGGUCUUCGAAACAGAUUCACGGAGUUCUUUAUUGACGAGCUGACAGAACGAAAUGAUUUGAUUUUGCUCAUUGGAGACUAUUUGUACCACAUGAACCUUAGCGGUGCUAUUUUGGAGGCUAUCUACAGUUUCUACGCGAACAUACGGAAAGAGGCUAAAUUAAGCCUUGUUGAUGGUGCUGGUAAUGCUCCCCAUUAUUCUCUCCGAACAUUGUGUAGAGCUCUGACAGCAGCGGCUAAAGCAAAAUGUGGGACAGUUGUCAGAUCUUUAUAUGAAGCUUUCUGUCUGUCCUUCCUUACACAGUUAGACAGUUCCUCACAUCCAAAAGUUGAAGCUAUGAUUGCUAAGGCUGUAAUUGGAAAGAAAAAUAUCACUUCUGUACUGAACCAGAUGAUCCCUGAACCUCAAAACCUCGGGCAAAAUUACUUACUCUUCGAAGGACAUUGGAUUCCUCAAGGCAAAUUGGAAAUUGUAAUCCCUGAAGGCUAUAUUCUUACACCAACAGUGAGAAAAAACCUUCGAGACGUUGCGAGAAUAGUUUCUUUGGGGCGUUUGCCAGUGUUGCUGCAAGGUGAUACUUCGGUAGGAAAGACUUCACUGAUCACGUACAUUGCAAAAGCGUCGGGGAAUUAUUGCGUUAGGAUAAAUAAUCACGAGCAUACAGAUCUUCAAGAAUAUAUCGGAUCAUACGCUACGGAUGCGUGUGGAAAACUAGUCUUCAAGGAAGGUGUCCUCGUUGAAGCUAUGAGAAAAGGACAUUGGAUUAUACUUGACGAGCUAAACUUAGCUCCAAGUGACGUUCUAGAAGCUCUCAACCGUGUACUGGAUGAUAAUCGGGAACUAUUCAUACCAGAAACACAGAAAGUCGUUAAAGCUGACCCCAAUUUCAUGCUGUUUGCAACGCAAAAUCCCCCUGGAUUGUACGGCGGACGAAAGUUGUUGUCAAGAGCAUUCAGAAAUAGAUUUGUUGAAUUACACUUUGAUGAGAUUCCCAAAAAUGAGCUUGAGAUAAUUUUGCAUCAAAGAUGUCAUGUGCCUCCAGCAUAUAGUAAGAAAAUGAUCGCUGUAAUGGCGGAGCUUCAAUUACGAAGACGCGGCUCCGCUGCCGUGAAAGGUAAAGAUGGUUUUAUCACCUUAAGAGAUUUGUUCAGGUGGGGUCAAAGAUACAAACAUGCAUCAAAAGAAAUGUUCACUGACGACAAAUUUUACGACUGGGAUCAGCACAUAGCGGAUGAAGGCUACUUGAUAUUGGCCGGCAAAGUGCGCCAAGUGGACGAAAGACGAAUUAUUGAAGAGGUAAUAGAGAAACACAUUAAAAGAAAGGUAAGCCCUGAAAAUCUAUUUAGUCUUCACCAUGACACUUCACCUGUGACAAAAUCGAUCCUAAAGAUGAUUCUGAACAACUGUCUUCAAGAAUUCUCCCACAUUGUAUGGACUUACAAUAUGAGACGGUUAGCUGUUUUAAUAGCCAAAGCUUUUACUUUCAAUGAACCUGUUUUGCUAGUUGGAGAGACAGGUUGUGGUAAAACGACAAUCUGUCAAGUUCUUGCAACAUUGAAAAAUCGCCGACUUCUUUCUGUCAAUUGUCACAUGCAUACAGAAAGUUCAGAUUUCUUAGGAGGUUUACGCCCAGUGCGUGAACAUAAAAAAGAUGGACAUCUCUUUGAAUGGGUAGAUGGGCCUUUGAUUAAAGCAAUGGAAGGUGGAGACAUGUUCUUAGCUGACGAAAUAUCGCUUGCAGAUGAUAGCGUCUUGGAAAGGUUGAAUUCCUUGCUUGAACCUGAAAGGCAACUAGUGUUAGCUGAAAGAGGUAUGGAAGAAAACUCUGAUAUUGUUGUGAUUACUGCCGAGGAGAAUUUCCAUUUCAUUGGAACUAUGAACCCUGGAGGGGAUUUUGGAAAAAAAGAAUUAUCACCAGCAUUAAGAAACAGAUUUACUGAAAUAUGGUGUGAUAGUGUUACAUCAAGAGAAGACCUUCACAAAGUACUUGAAAAAAGUGUUAGUAAAGGAAUUUCUCUAGGAAAUCAAGAAGACGGAAGCUCAGGGAUUGGCAAUUCUAUAUUAGACUUUACAGAUUGGUUGAAGAAUUCCGAAGUUACAAACAAAUUUCCAUUCAGUAUCCGAGAUUUACUGUCAUGGGUUCAUUUCAUCAACAUUACUGUUGCCAAAGGUCUUUUGGAUACUCCUGAAGCUUACGUUCAUGGAGCAUGUAUGACAUUCCUUGAUUGCUUCGGAACAGCUUUAACUGGUCAUAUUGAUUCUGAAACACUAACUGUACUACGCAGUACAGCCAUCAAUUUCUUACUCGACCAAAUCAAAACUGUUGGAAACGAGUACACACAGAGUUUGAGAGAAAUUCUUAAUGAAAAGAAUAUAACGCCAAUGAUAGCGGAAUCUGACGAUUCGAAGUUUGGAAUGAAACCAUUCUUCAUUAAACUAGGUAGCUACCACAAUAUUACUGAAGAACAGAAAUUUACCUUUACUGCUCCAACAACUGGAUCAAAUACACUGAGGCUAUUGAGAGGUCUGCAGUUAAAUAAAGCUAUUUUAUUGGAAGGUAAUCCUGGUGUAGGAAAAACAAGUUUGGUGACAGCGUUAGCUAAAACGUCUGGGCAUAAAGUUGUCCGUAUCAACUUGAGUGACCAAACAGAUAUUACUGACCUUUUCGGAACAGAUCUUCCCACUGAAGAUGGAUCAUUCACUUUUAAAGAAGGCGCAUUUUUAAACGCUUUACAAAAUGGAGAUUGGAUAUUGCUAGAUGAACUAAAUUUAGCGCCACAACCUGUUCUUGAAGGUCUAAACGCAUGUCUUGAUCAUAGAGGAGAAGUUUACAUCCCGGAAUUAGGCAAAACUUUUAAAGUGAAACAACAAACUAGACUGUUCGCUUGUCAAAAUCCGUUAAAACAAGGAGGUGCUCGAAGAGGUUUACCCGUGUCAUUCUUAAAUAGAUUCACGCAAGUAUACAUUGAUACGUUGACAAAAGAAGAUCUAAUUUAUAUCGUCGAAGCGCAAUAUCCUUCCUUACCGAAGGAUAUUCUUCACAGAAUAGUGAAAUUUAAUUGUAAAGUUGGUCACGAAAUCACAGAAAUGCAGUCUUGGGGCCAUAAAGGCGCACCCUGGGAAUUGAAUUUGAGAGACAUCCAAAGGUGGUGUGAAGCUAUAAUUGAAGAUCAGAGCAAUUCCAAGGAUAUAUCUCCUGGAAAAAUUGUGGACAUGCUUUAUGUUCAUCGCAUGAGAACAGCUGAAGAUAAGGAAAAAAUGAUCACAACUUAUGAUGAAAUAUUUUGCCCCGAAUAUCCAAGAAGUGAUACCACUCCUCAGUUUAAUAUAAACGAUAAAGAAAUUAUCAUUGGGGACGUUGUUUUAAAGAGGAAAACCGAAAGGUUGUUUAAAAAUCGCCGCGCAUUGGAUUCUAAUUUACUGGUGUUACGAAAUCAACUGCCGACUUUGAAAUCUUUGGCUCAGAGCGUCAAAAUGAACUGGCUUUCUAUAGUAGUUGGACCGACAGCGACAGGAAAGAGUAGCAUAGUGCAAGUCCUUGCCGACUUAACUGGCAAUGAGCUACAAGUCUUACCUGUAACCUCAGCAAUGGAUGUAUCCGAUCUUUUAGGAGGAUUUGAACAAGUGGACUACAAUAGAAAUCUUGAAAGUCUUUAUGACAAAAUAGAGACUAUUACUAUACAGACUAUACGCAACAUGUGGCUGAUUGGAGAAAACAGUCAACGACAAUCAAAUAAACUACUGACGUCAUCAAUGAACGCUGGAGGGAAGUUUGAAUGGGUUGAUUCCCUACUAGUAAAAACCAUGAUUGAAGGUUCCUGGUUGGUUCUUGACAAUGUGAAUUUUACUUCUGCUGCCGUUCUGGAUCGACUCAACGGAUUAUUAGAACCAAAUGGUGUGCUGAGCAUUCCAGAAAGAGGAGAGUCCAGUGAGAUAACUCCACACCCCAAUUUCAGAGUUUUCUUUACUAUGGAUCCGAAAUAUGGGGAAAUUUCUAGAGCGAUGAGGAAUAGAGGCGUGGAAAUAUUCUUGCUAAGACCUGACGAUUGGAAUACAAAUUUGUCUGAAACGGUGACUCAUAUGGAUUUAAUGGCAUUGCUAUUUUCAUCAGGCUUAAAUCCAUCAUACUGGAACUUUUGCGUCGAAAUACAUGAACUCAUGAGUUCUUUCGUCCAAGGUUUUGAACGGCCAACAAUGUCACAUUUGCUCCAAGCUGCUCACUUGAUGUAUCAGCAAAUGACUAGAGGUAUACCCUACAAAACAGCUACAUUGAACGCAUUUUCUGAUGUAUACAUCAAACCACGGUGCGGUGGCGAUUUUGUGUCAGCUGUCAAAACGUCUUUAGCUGAAAUGAAGAAUUCAAUGUUAAAGUCGUUACAAAAAUCAUGUCAAAACUUCAAGCCCUUCGAACAUGCUGAACAAAGUCACACUUUGACCAUCAAAGGACUGUGCGUUGAUUCGAAGCUGGAAUUUACCAACCAAAUUUUAUAUCCUUUCCCGUUACUGAAACGUGAUGGAUUUUUGAGAAAAUAUUACAAUAGUGCAUUACUCUCACUUUUCCAUUUAUUUACGGCGUACCAAAAAUGCCCCAACGAAUAUUUUGAAAUAAUUUUCACCCUUUGGAAAAAGCUGGACCGCCAACGCGUAAGCUGGCCCACACGGAUUUGGUAUCACGACGAUUUCGAAAGUUAUUUAGCGAACAACAGGAAUUUGGAAUCGUACAAGUUAUUCUAUCCAGAACACUUCAAAUUAGACCAAAACAACAUCCGAGAGGCGAAUAGGAAAAAUUUACUACUCUUCCACAUUGUGAUGAAAGAGUAUUUACUACACAGUUCGCUUUUUGAUGCGAAAUCAAAUACUUUGUCGGCUUUGACAUAUUCCAAGGCAGUAUUAACAGGAGCAUUAUCAGAUGAGUUUGCCGAAUAUCCCAUACUGAAACACUGUGAGCUAUACGUUGGAAUCAUUGACAAAUACAUCGAAAAUCUUAUCAACAAGGCAAAAGAGUCAUUGGAUGAUCAAGCGUCUUGUCUUGUUAUACAACUCCUUAAUUGGAGAAAAAGAUUCCUUCAAAUUUGCUGUGAACCAAUCGUCUGUUCCGGAAAAGGAUCGAAAAAAAUAUUCCGAGUUGAAGAGGUAGUUCCAUUACUUUACAUCCAUAGCAAAUGGGUUCAAAAACAUCUUCUUGGUGAACUUUUGAAAUGGGCCAAGAACAAAGAUCUGGAAGCCUUAUUCAAGAAAGAAGUAGCGAUCAUAGCAAUUUCUGAAGAAGAUAACACACAAAUGGCAAAGCUUGGGAAGAAAUUGCGUAAAUUAAAUGGUCAGCCCAAAUUAUAUGAAGUGCAAGAUGAAUUUGACAAAGCCAGUGAAAGAACAAAAGUAUAUGAAAAAAUUACAUUGGAUAUGAAUCAACCCAUUGAAAAACAGUUACACAAACUUUUUAUUGACAUAAAUGAGGUGACUGAUUCAGUCUUCGCGCUGGAUAUUCCAGAUAGUGACGUGUUAAUGAAAAUUCAAGAUAACCUUAACAAAAUAGAGGCUGCAAAAACCAUUGCGAAGUUGUCGGAUAUAAAACUAAUACCACUAAAUUGCUACGUCGUUCAAAGAGUAUUCACUAUCUUGCAAAAAGAUUUUCAUAAAAUUGUAACAGCGCUUUCACGUGACGAUUUCAAUAUUGCCAAUGACGUUAAUUACGUUAGUGAAUACAGAGAUAUUUUAACCAAUGUGAUACAUUUGGGGUCUGUAUUGAAAGGAUUUUCACCAGUUUUAUUGAAUUUAUUGCAAGUUAUUCAAAAGUUUUUGGAUGGCAAUGAGAACUUCCGGACUAGAAUGUCAUCACUACCAGUCCGGUUUUGGGACGAAUUCUACAAGGACAUUGUAAAUUCCCCAGCAUUAUAUCCCCUACCAUUCCUGCAAAUAGGGAAAUUUUCAGAUAACGUCAUUAUUGAAACUCCGUCUAGCAGCAAAAGAUUUUCCUUGGACUUGCCUUUGAUGCCUUAUUACAUACAGAAAUUGACCAUAUCUGAGGAAGAAGGUGAGUUUUGCUUAGAUAAACAGCGAUCGCGCCAUUUGCUGUCUUAUGAAACCGUGUCAUUAGAAGAACGAGAAGAGCACUCUGUACAAUUGAGUACAAUUUUGAACAUUUUAUGGAAGAAUAUUGGAACUUUAGAUGCUGCAGCUACAUUAAAAUUAAAAUCAAACGCCGAAUUCGAAAUUACUAAAUACAAUCAUCUUAGAGAGAAUUUGCAAUCUAUUUUGUUACCUUUGGAUACAAAAGUUUCCACUUGCGCUGUAAAAACAGAAGAAAUGUACAAACAUGACACUGUUUUGGCAGACAUGCUGAACGAAGCCGAUGAAAUAUACAAAGAACUAUUAAGUACAGUGAAAAAUAUCGGCGAAAGAAAUGAAAAGCUUAGAACAAGGAUUUUGACAGCAGAACUCUCUUUACUGACAAGUCUUGUUUGGAUAAAAGCAAUAUCAGAAAUGAGUCCCAUUGAUCAUGUAGAGAAAUAUACACUUAAAGCCAAGUACAUAAGGGAGGAUAUUGAAACAUUCAAUGCUCUACUUAGCGCGUAUUACAUCCAAGGACUUGUGUCGGGUAGUAUUACAACAAGUGACAAAAUAGAGACAGCUAUAGACGUGACCGAAGCACAUUUGAAAGAAAACAAAGUCGAUUUGAAAAAGGUGCACCCCUAUUGCAGUAUUUUGAUGGAAAUGAAGGAAAAAACAAUUGAAAGGAUACAAAAGUACGCGUCAUGGAAUUCUUUCAGACCUGAAGAGCCGACUUAUCUCACUUUUGCUAAGGAUUGCAAACAUUUUACAAAAUCAGUUCUUUCGCCUAAAAUAACAAAUGAAAUAUCUACUAAUCUUAUAACCACAUGUAAUAGUUUACACGUCGAAAUGGAAAAGAAUCAGUCCGAAAACAGUACCCUGCAGAACGCCCAAACCGUCAUUAAAGAAACUACCUCAUGGCUUUAUUCCGUCAAUGCAUUUUACAACAAGCUUCAAACUACAUACCAUGAAGCUUUUCCAGAUUUAGCGAAACCAUUGCAAAGUUCUAUAUCUCAAAUUGUAUACAGCAUCACAUUAUUGAAAGACUUGAUAAAGGAACUAAUAGUGAAGUUAGAACAAGGGCCUUUGUUGGCGAAUGUUGUAAAGGAGCUAAUGAUGUACCCGAACGCGAUACCUUAUAAGGAAAUGAAAGAGAAAUAUUUAAACAGAUUUGUGAGAACAGAAGUGAUGCAAUUGGUUAACCGCAACGUAAUUGCGUCACAUGAAGAUUUGAUGGGCGCAGAGACAGAGUGCAUGGAGAUAUUAAAAAUGAAUUUAUCUGAACUGAAAAUGCACUGCACAGCAAAGGAACGCGUUGACAAUAUAACAGUGAAUGCUGUACUGAAUACACUUAGUGCUAUUGUCAAAGCUUGGGAGAAACAACAACGGGAAAUUGAAAAGAAGAAACAAGAUGACGAAGCUUUAUAUGUUACUAAAUCAAAAUGUGAAGAUGAAGACGAAGAAGCGAUGGCUAUAGAAGAAAUCAAAAAGAUGUUCCCGUCUUAUUCAGACAAAGACUUCAGCGAAUACAAACCGCCAACUUUAGAACAGAAACCGAUGAAAACUAUUCCAAAUUCAGACAAGAAACUAAAACCAUUGAUGAGUUCUGAAGACAUAUCUUUGGUAUACCAAUGGCAUUCAAAUUUUGUAAGAAACUUGACUACUGCAGAAUGGUUACCUGUGCAAAAGAAAUUAUUAGGCAAUGACGUAAUAAGUCCAUUCCUGCAAAGAUAUUCGACUUUCAGUCGGAUUAUGCAGAACGCUUGGGAAGCAUUGGACGUUGAGUUUGAAGGGACUGUGGCACCCAGUCUGAUGGUCUUAAUAUCACAGAUUAAAGAUAAAAUUGAUGGGACAGAAUCAUCGGGAUCUAAAGUAGACUUUUACCGGUCGGCAUGGGUGUCGGAGACGAGGCAAUGUUUACCAUUGUUGCACAGAGUGCGAGAAAGCGUCAAUGAAUUGCUGGACCAGUGGCCGGAUUUCCCAACUUUGAAAGAUAUAAACGUAAUCGUAAACAGAAUACUUAGUUUCCGAGUAACAAGCCCGGUAUCUCGAUUUCUUACUGGCUUAGAAUUACUGCGAGACAAAAUAGAAGAGUGGAACAAGAACGCGCAUAAAGGAAACAAUUUAAUUGAAGUGUCUUUGGCAGUUGGGCAACAAAUUAUAAAUUGGAGGAAGUUAGAAUUGGCACAUUGGAAGGAGUGUCUUAAUAAUUUGUAUCAGAGAAAACAAUCUGAAGCCCACAAAUACUGGUUCUACUUAUAUUCCGUUGUGACUUCAUACCUCAACACGCCAGAGGGCACUGACCCCGUGUCAGCUGAUCGCGUUAUCAAUGUGCUUAAAGAUUUCAUGGACACUUCGAAUUUGGCUGAAUAUGAAGUUCGAUUGGACAUCGUAUAUGUGUAUCAUUGCCAUUUGGUGCAUUUAGAGCCCUGUGACAGGAGAGACGAACUCCUCUCCGUAUUAUGGAACACGUACAACUACUAUUCCCAAUUUAGUGCACAAGUGGCGGCACACAUCAAAGAGAAACGAACACCUAUUGAGAAAAAAUUAAAAGACUUCGUCAAGAUUUGCACUUGGGACCGUGAUUUGAGUUACUGGAGCGUUAAAGAUACUGUGGAGAAAGCGCAUAAGGCAUUGCACAAACAUACCAAGGAAUUUGAGAAAGUUUUAAAAGAAAGCGUAGCCAACUGUCUGGUGGAUAAAACAACCGAAGCAGUAGUGGAUCACGUCGGUAUAUGGGACAGACCGAAGCGCGUCACGGGGGCAAACGGUGCUUCAGGAGGCGCUUAUAUGAUAGACCCGCAGAACCAUGUUGUUCUUGCUAGAAAUAUAAAGAAAUACCUAGACCAAGCAGAGCAACCAUCCCCUCUAAUCACCGAGGGGUGCCUGCUCUCAAAAGUGCCCAUUUUACUAAACAAAGCAAGGACGCUCUGCAAGGACACUAUCACCAAUACAGGGUAUCCAUCACUGGUGCAAUCUUUGGAUGAUUUUGUUACACUAGUUAUUGAAACUAGCUCGCACUUGGGGUCAUUGGAGAUUGACACAAGCCUACCAAAAGACAAGCAAACGUCGCAAGCAAAGAAUAUAGUUCAGCAAAAACGUAAAGCGCUUGCAGACUUAUUUAAGUACCUUGCCAAAAUGGGCCUUAACUACCGCACUGGUUUAGUCAUUUUGUCGACCAAUCAAAGCUUGUAUGACUUUACUAUACCUCCUGUUGAUUUGGAUGCUGCGAUGAGUUAUUUAAAGAAUAGGCGAUGUGACGCUUCUCUAUCCCUUCUAUGGUCUGGUUGUGAGAAGUACUUCCAAAAGAACAUUGCACGACAUCGGUUUCUAGCUAUCGCUUUACAGUCUCCGCAUCAGGAUAUGGGUGUACCGAAUAUAGAAAGGUGCAAAGGAUUUGCCGCACAGUUAUUAAAACUAACAAAUUCCCAAAAGAAAUCAAUAUCGAAAUACUCCCGACAACUCUGCGACUUACGUACACUUGUUGCCAACCUGACAAACGCAUUGGACGUUGACAAAGAUGCCAACAUUGCAACACUGAAGGACAAAACUGACAUUCUAGUUGAAUGCUACGCAAAUACGAGUAUUCUACUUAAUCAGUUCAGUGUGGUUUUGAAAGCUUGCCCCGAAAAAGAAUUAGGAGAAGAACCUAACUUCGACUCGGUCUUGUCAAAUUCACCAAUUGUGAAAUGCUACAAAAAUAGUGAAGAGUGGAAAGAACUGUAUGGCAAAAUAAAGUCAAUGAUUGUAAUUGUAAAUAAACAAAAGUCCGCACUCAACAAAGUCUUGAAUUCCAUGCCUAAACAAAUUGGUAAAAGUCUCAAUAUUCCUCAAGUAUCGCAAAGUCAUGUAGACGUCACUAAUGAAGCUAUAAGCAUUCUUAAAAUAAUGAGAAAUGACACUGAAGAUAUAUUAAAGGAAUAUCAAUUCCAAUUGAAAAUAGCUCCAGAUAAAAAUUUCAUACCUCUACAUCCAGUACUAAAGACCAUUGACAAUUACUCCAAAUACUUAAAAGACGUGAUUGAUAAUCUCAACGAAUUUGACGUAGUUAGUGAUGCGUUAAUGGAAGAUGACACAAAUGAACUGACCAAUCAAACUGAAGACUUAAUAGCUACAAUGUUAUUAGUCAUCCAAUCCAUUUACAAAAAACAUUUGCCACAAGAUAAAAGUAGCGACAACAUUGAUGUAUUGAACGCUAUUGAUGAAAUCAUUGACGAACGCAAGGAAAAGGAAGAAUCUAAAGAAAUUCUUGAAGACAAACAUUUGAAGGAACUGCAAGAAAACUUGUCGAUUGAUUCCAAUAUGCUACAACUGGAAACACUUGUAGACAAAUUGAACGAAUUGUUAGUCAGAUAUGUCCAACACAUUGCUACGAAUAAGAAUACAGAAGUGAGGAAUGUUGUAGAGAGGUUAGUUCCUAUAUUGGAACAAACGUUAUUGUUUGUGCAAUACUUUGUGACGCAAAAAGUGGCGGUUCACAGGGUGUCUUGUAAGAUGCUGUCUGUGUUGUUGAAGAUUUUUGGCGACUUAGCCACAAAAGGGUUCUGCAAGCCAUCAGACUUAGAUAUGGAAGAAGGCGACGGCGACGGUGGCCCAGGCAAGCUCUCAAGUGGCACUGGUCUAGGCGAAGGCGAAGGUCAAAAAGACGUCUCAGAUAGAAUAGAAAACCAGGAUCAACUUGAUGACGCUCAAAACCCAGGCGAAGAAAAGAAGGAUGACGACAGAGAUUGCAAAGAAGAAGAAAAAGGAAUUAAUAUGACUGAUGAUUUUGACUCACAUUUGCAAGAUGUUGAGAAGAAAGAUGAAUCUGAUCAAGAGGAUGACGAAAAUAAUGCCGAUAAACAGAUGGGUGACAUCGAUAACGCUGCUGAAAAACUGGACCAGCAAAUCUGGGGUUCCGAUGAAGAAGAUGUCGAAGACCAAAACGAGAAUGAGAAAGAAGAAAAAGGUACAGGAGAAAGCACGGACGAGAAGGAGAUGGCUGCCAAAGAAGAUGAAAAAGGUACAGACGACGGUAAUGAAGGGAAAGAUAAAAAACAAAAAAAGGAUAUUAAUAAAAUGGAAGAACAAGAGGUUGACGAUGAUCAUAUUGAUCCGUAUUAUGGGAAUCAGCAGGAAAGGCCUGAGCCCGAAGAUUUUGAUUUGCCUGAGAAUAUGGAUGUAGAUAGUGAUGAAAUGGGGGAUGAAAAGGAAGGGGAAACAGAGACUGAAAAUCCUUUUGACAUAGACGUCAUGAAAGAAGCCAUACCGGAAGAGCCUAAAGAAGAGGACGUAGGUAAAGAGAGCAAUCGAGAUGGACUGGAUGUGUCCAGCGAUGAGGAGGAUGAGGGUGGGGAUGAUACUGAUCUGAAAAAUAGUGAGGAAACUCAGGACAGAGACACAGAAAACAAAGACGAAGAAAAAGUAUCCGACACAGACGAACAAUCACCCGACGAUAGCACAGAACAAUCUAAAAUAGACGAUACAGAUCCUGCGCUAGAAGAAACCGAACAGAAACAAAAUAAUGAAAAUGACGUAAACGAAGAAUUACCUAAAAACCCUGAAGAGAUUAACAAUGAUGAUGAAGUAGAAGAAAAGAAACGAGAAGCUAAUCCUCAAGCAAAUCCAUCCACAAACGAUUCAAGUGCGGAAGAUAGAGCUGAGAAUGCUGAAACAGAUAAAGGAACUGAUGAUAAUGUGGACACUAACGCCGAACAGGCUAAGGAUGAAGAGGCUGCGCCUUAUGAGCAAGCUCAAGAACAAGUGGGCGAAGAUAAGCAGUCCACUGGACGAUCAGAACUCGACAAGAGCGACAAAGGACAUCGCGGAGAGAAGCAAGCGGCCAGUCGUGCGCAAUAUUCCAUGGAGAAACAAGAUCGACAUGAGAACAAGCCUGGAAAAACCGACCAUGAACGUACUCUUGGCGAUAUAAACGAAAGGAAACACAAGCAAGCACAAACUCUGAAUGUGGAACAAGACAACCAAGAGGAGCAAGGCCCUGAUAACGAUGAUAACGGUGACAAAGAAGCAGACGCUUUCCAACACGUCAAACAGGCUAAAAAGGAUGAUUUACAGACAUUAGAUGCAGCAACUAAAGAACAGGCAGAUCAACAACCCACGAUUCAACAAGACGACGAGGAUGCCGAGAAACUGAAACCUGAUGAAGAAAUUGCUAUGGAUAUUGAUGAAGAUUUACAGGUGGCAAAAUCCGAAGAACUGAAACCGGAAAAGAUAAAAGAAGGCAAAGACAAGGAACGAGAUAAAGCUGGUAAUAAAAAGGAUUCCAGCGAACAAACGACUGGCGAGACUGGUAUUGAAGUGGAAGGAGAUAAAAUCGAAACUUCCAGCGUGCCUAGAGGGAACGAAACUACUUAUCACACUAGGCUCGAAGACCCAGCCCAACACGCGGAAGACAUAACAAUGGAACAAUACAUGUCGAUUCGCGAAUGGCUCAAUACUGGUUCUACGCAGAGCACCGAUAGUGCGACAGUAUGGCGGACGUUGUGGAGCGAUUCCAGUACAGCUGCGCGUGCGCUCUGCGAAAGGUUGAGGCUUGUUUUGGAACCUACUGGACGAUCUAGACGAGCUGGGGACUUUCGCACCGGGCGUGCCAUAAAUAUGCGUCGAGUGAUCCCCUACAUCGCGUCGCACUUCCGCAAGGAUCGCAUCUGGCUGCGUCGAACCAAACCCGCCAAGAGGGAGUACAAGAUCGCCAUAGCUAUCGAUGACUCUAGUUCCAUGAGCGAUAAUAGGAGUAAGGAGCUUGCGUUCGAGAGCUUGGCGCUUGUUUCACAGGCUCUGAACCUCCUCGAAUCAGGCGACUUAGCCGUGCUCAGCUUCGGCGAGAAGCCGUAUCUUCUCCACCCAUUUACAGAACAAUUCUCCGAACAUUCCGGCUCGAAGAUUCUAGAACAACUACGCUUCGAACAAACAAAAACCAAAAUCGCACAACUGUUAGACUUUUGCACAAUUAUGUUCGAACAACAAAGUAUAAGGAGUGAUGCCCCGAAUGCGAAGCUGUUGGUGAUCGUUGGUGAUGGAAGAGGCAUAUUUUCUGAAGGAGAAACGAAGGUUAUACAAGCUGUGAGGAGAGCCAGGCAGCAGGGGAUAUUCUUGGUCUAUGUUAUUAUUGAUAAUCCUGAUAGUAAGGAUUCAAUAAUGGACAUCAGACGGCCACUACUCGAUCCGAUAACAAAUAAAAUAAGCUUCAUUCAGUACUUGGACGCGUUCCCCUUCCCUUUCUAUCUAAUAUUACGCGACAUGUCAGCGUUACCCAACGUCUUGGGUGAUGCAUUGAGGCAGUGGUUUGAAUUGGCUGCUAAUACUGCUAGUUAGAAUAAGGAAAUUGAACUUAAUUGACAAGUGAUAAACGUACACUAAAGACAUUGCACGGCACACAAAUUCUAAAAUAGAAAUGGUAUACUAUACUUAAAAUAAUUCGACCGAAAACACGUCGCUAAUAGGAAAGUUUAAUAGACUCAAAGAUGUCUCGCGACUGGUGUCUUAGCGCGAAAUGCUUAUGGCAGUUGAUAAACGUUCGUUGCCGUGUAUAAUAAUAACAUGCUCGUACAUACACACCAUACUGCAUUUACUUGACUUCGGUCCGUUAAUGCGUUUCAAACCAGCUAAGAAGCUGAGAAGAAUAAAGUAAAUAAUAAUCAUAAGAGUACAAGAGCGCCAUAGCUAUUGAAGAGUAGCUAGCUCUGUGAGCGUAAAAGAAGUACGGAGCUUGCUAUCGAAAGCUUGGCGCUUAUUUCGCAGGUGAGAAGUUUAGAAUAAUUAAAAAUGUCUCACUCCGGUGUACUGGCUGCUUAGCGUAGUUGACAAAAUUUUGUUAUGAACUUAAGAUAUUAAUGAAAGUAAUUAUUGUGCAAAACGAUCUUUGUGUCAUGCAGUGCCUUUUAGAUAAGUCCUUGAAUAUU
This is a messenger RNA of Hyposmocoma kahamanoa, 16335 nucleotides long. RefSeq names its product midasin. The transcript has 39 exons. Gene Ontology annotation, biological process: ribosomal large subunit assembly; rRNA processing. NCBI's taxonomy places the organism in Eukaryota, Metazoa, Arthropoda, Insecta, Lepidoptera, Cosmopterigidae. The coding region runs from base 113 to 15748 and encodes 5211 amino acids. Gene Ontology annotation, molecular function: ATP binding; ATP hydrolysis activity. The record is from RefSeq and is a predicted model, not a curated record. Gene Ontology annotation, cellular component: nucleus; preribosome, large subunit precursor.